Messenger RNA from Megalobrama amblycephala (Wuchang bream), 806 nucleotides. RefSeq names its product heat shock protein, alpha-crystallin-related, b2 (gene hspb2). The transcript is spliced from 2 exons. Gene Ontology annotation, molecular function: structural constituent of eye lens; protein folding chaperone. The coding region runs from base 153 to 659 and encodes 168 amino acids. The record is from RefSeq and is a predicted model, not a curated record. Gene Ontology annotation, biological process: protein refolding; response to heat. NCBI's taxonomy places the organism in Eukaryota, Metazoa, Chordata, Actinopteri, Cypriniformes, Xenocyprididae.
AGUGCGCAGUCUCUCUUCUCCAUUCCCCUGUUGUUCUUUCCACCCCUCUCCGAUACUUCCUGCUUCUUUCACACUGUGAAAAUUAGUAUAACUGAAGUCUGUCAAUCCGGUAAAUUCUCCAGUUAUCUUGGCAACCUGCUACAGAGAUCAAAAUGGCUGACCGCACCGUUCCUCAUGCUUAUCCAAUGAGUAUGGAUUAUGAGAUGUGUACUCCUCCUCGAAUCUAUGAUCAGAACUUUGCAGAGGCACUGAGUCCCAAGGACCUGCUGGCCCCUGUCCUGUACCAUGGUUAUUACAUUCGUCCCCGCAUCAACAAGCAGCUCGAGAGGGGCUUCUCUCAGGUAGACAGUGAAGAUGACUGGUAUCGAGUUUUGCUGGACGUGUGCCAGUUUACACCGGAUGAAAUCAGUGUGCGAACUGUGGACAACCUGUUGGAGGUGACUGGGCGUCAUGCUCAGCGAAUGGACCAGCAUGGCUUUGUGAGCCGUGAGUUUACCCGCACAUAUAUCUUGCCAAUGGGUGUGGAUCCGUUGCUGGUGCAGGUGUCUAUCUCACAUGAUGGGAUACUGUGUAUCCAGGCACCACGAAAGACUGAGGACCUGGAGCCUAAAAUCAACCAGCUCAAGAUUAAAGUGGACAAGAAGGAAAGCAAAAGUUAAUGAAGUGGAUUGAUAUAAGCAGGCCCACAUGGAAUCCCACAUGGAAAGUCCACAACAUAUUGUAGGAUGUGUGGCCAUGUGUGUAUUUUUGCUAGAUAAAUUAUGUUUUGUAAUAAACUUUUCUAUAUAGCUAGCAAGUAUUUAAAA